Molecule: messenger RNA, 1293 nt
Organism: Punica granatum (pomegranate)
Lineage: Eukaryota; Viridiplantae; Streptophyta; Magnoliopsida; Myrtales; Lythraceae
Source: RefSeq, a predicted model, not a curated record
UGAUCCGUAUAAUCUACGGAACAGAACAACAAAAUCAUACAGAUUUUUCGAGCCGACAGAACAGUAAAAAAGAAAAAAAAAUCUUGAUUCCGAGGUUGUCCGGAUUCUUGAUUCCACGACCCAGCAAGAAACAGGAAAGAACGGAGCUAUUCCGUCCAAAUGGUGUUCAACAGCGGGAUAUUGAUCAGAGUGAUGGACGCAUCGGCCGACAUCUGCCAGUACACGGCGAGGAUCCACGGCCAGGACCGUCUCGAGAGCGGCCAGCUGCUGGAUCUCAUCUGCUGCCUCCCUCUCCACCACGUCGGCCGCCUCCUCCUCUGCCUCUGGACCUACCUCUGCGUCUCUGCCCCCGACUCCUACUACUACUCCUCCUCCUCUUACUCUGACUCCGACGAAGAUGCUGGUGACGGUGGCGCUUCCUCCGCCACCGCCGAUUACGUUGUCCUUGACUACGACUCCAACUCCGACUGACUGACUUGUGGGGCGUGAGGGUUUGUGUUUCUUGUACAGUUGACACGCUUGAAAAGCUGAAUUAAAGUCUGUAUACUUCUCCUGGAUUUCGAACUGAAGGAAUUGGGGAUUGGUGUUGGCUUAACCGCUGGUGGAGAUGAUGUAUUUGAUGGUGGCUGCUCGAAAUCGGGUUUGUCUUUCGGUUUGUUUCAUCGAGGAUGUUGGAUACUGGGUCAUUGACUCAUCGCUGGAGUUUGAUAGAUGAAUAGAAUACUCUGGUAUAUUCCUCUCAAUACAUUUGCAUGGACAUAGUGUUUGCAAACAUGGGAAUGAUAUUGUAGAAUGUUUUCGGCUCCUAGGAUCUCCUUUCCUGGGGUUAUUAUCGACGUAGAAUGUCCCAUUAUCCUCUUAGAUUGGUGUUUGAUAUUCGAGGGGAGUGAGUUGAUUGAUUUGUUGAAUCGAGGACUUCAAUGUCUGGAUUCAAUCUCCCUUUUGCUGAUUGUAAUUCUGUCUGUUCGGUGGAAAGGUUUCAGUUGAUACUUUGUGUCCCCUCCCUCAUCUCUUUAGUAUCACAUUCUUUCUCUUGCCCAAGUAUAUGCUUGUCAUAGCAGAGUCCAUGUUCCUUAUGAAAUAUAGAUGCUUGUGAUAUGAAUUUGAAUAUGUGAAUAUGCUGAGGGUGCUUUUAUUCUCAACUGAGCAAUCACUUCUCAGGAGGAGCAUUCUGAGUUGUUCUCUGGUCAUCCUUGUGAGGCUUGAUUGUACUACUGAAAAAUAGUGAAUCAAGUUGCUGAAUGUAUACCCUGACUUCAUCAUCUUGGUAUGGUAUGAUUAAUAUUUGAUUUU